Messenger RNA from Bufo bufo (common toad), 4674 nucleotides. RefSeq names its product BTB domain and CNC homolog 2 (gene BACH2). Gene Ontology annotation, biological process: regulation of transcription by RNA polymerase II. Gene Ontology annotation, molecular function: DNA-binding transcription factor activity, RNA polymerase II-specific; RNA polymerase II cis-regulatory region sequence-specific DNA binding; protein binding. The record is from RefSeq and is a predicted model, not a curated record. Lineage: Eukaryota; Metazoa; Chordata; Amphibia; Anura; Bufonidae.
ACAGCGCUCACACACGCUGCCGUCAGGAUGAGGGGAGAGCCGCUCACACACACAACAAGCCAGUGAUUGUACACACAAGCCCGGGUCACGCUGCAUGAAGCGACCUUUCCACACAGGCGCUCACAGGAGGCUGCGGCUGCGUUGCUUCCUCUUCACAAGCCCCACGUAAAAGGGCUGGGGGUGGAUCCUGACUGAGAGAAGCUCUCCCUGGGAACAACAACACCACCACCACCACGGAGCAGCCACGACUGCCGGCCAUGUGAUGUCUCCCUGAGGGGUGAGCUCGUACAAGCAAAACCGGCGGGAGGAACUGAAAGUGCACACAAGGUCAUGUGAGUUGUUAAAGUGACAUCUGGAUGACGACUUCACCAGGAAAGAUUAAAGAUCACGAUCGACAAGCACUACUGAUAUAGUGUACUAUUAAAUGACUGCUUUUGGACGAGCUUCAGAGACUGAAGGAGAGUCACAUCUGGACUUCAAAACCAAGUCUUCCAUGUUCUCACAAUGACCUUCCGACGUGUUGAUCAGCAUGAAGACAGAGUGUCACAUGAAUAACUCUUCCGUGAUUUCUGGAAAAUGUAUAUUAAUAGAGAGAGGCAUCAUUUAAAGGGUCUGAACGGAAUGUCUGCAGAUGACAAGACUGAAUCUCCCAUGUACGUGUAUGAGUCAACUGUACAUUGUACCAAUAUUCUUCAGUGCCUCAAUGACCAGUGGAAACAAGACAUUCUCUGUGAUGUCACUUUAGUUGUGGAAGGAAAGGAGUUUCGAGCCCAUCGAGCAGUGCUGGCUGCAAGCAGUGAGUACUUCCUGCAAGUGCUGGUUGGGCCAACGGAACACGGACUGCUACUCAGCUUGCCAGAAGAGGUCACUGCUAGAGGAUUUGGUCCAUUGUUGCAGUUUGCCUACACUGCGAAGCUAUUACUGAGCAGAGAAAACAUCCAAGAGGUCAUCCAAUGUGCUGAAUUCCUACGUAUGCAUAACCUGGAGGACUCCUGCUUCCGCUUCCUUCAGUCGCAGCUUCUAAACAACGAGGAUGGCUUGUUUCUGUGCAAGAAAGACACCUCAUGCCAGAGUGUGCACAAUGAGACUGUUGAUUGUGAAGAUGAAACUAUGGAAUCUGAAACCUCAAAAAUAUCUUGCCCCAAGGAAAGAGUGCACCAUGAGCCUUUUAACUUUGGUUCAGGCGAGAAAGCGCCAGAUAGAAAUGAAGUUAUUUUGCCUAAUUCCAAUAUGCAAAGGGAAAACAAAGAAAGCUUAGACAAGGAUCCUGAAAUCCGCUACCCACGAUAUAAGAAAUACCAGUUGGCUUGUACUAAGAAUGUCUACAAUACAUCACACAGUACCUCAGGUUUUACAAGCACAUUCAAUGAACAUAACUCUGAAAUUGGCCUAAAAUCAGGACUUCCUUUAAGCCAGAUAAAAAGUGAGCCAUGUGACGACGAUAAUGAUGAAGAGAGUGUUACACUUUGCUUGUCUGGAGAUGAUAAUGACAUCAGGGAAAAAGAUGAUGUUGAGAUGGUCAGGAAACAACCCAGCCCUGUUAGCAUUGAUCACACCAAAAGUGUGUCAUCUCCUUCCAAUCAAAGAACUUUUUUUAGUAGCGCUAAAGGGGGGGAAUUUAAUGACGUACCUGGUACUUCCCAACAAUGUUUUAUCAGAAGUCCUUCAUGCCCUGUAGAAAAGGGAGCAACUCAGGGUGACCAUAAUACUGAAUACAACCCUUUCACUGGGAAUUUUGAACUGUCUUGUGAACCUCACAAAGAUUCCUCUAGCUUCCUCAUGGCUUCACCUCUCCAAGGGUCUGGUUCAGAGCUUGCCUCAAAGAAUGAAAUGGAAUUAGACAGGAGAAGUGUCAUAUUCUCUUCAAGUGCUUGUGACCAAAUAAACACCCCGGUGCAAUCAUAUUCUGGUGUCAGUUGUUUGGACAAAGAGUUUUCUGAGCAUGUGCCAAAGGGUCUUUGGGCAGGAGCUAGCCAAUCUCUGCCUAGCUCUCAUGCCUUCUCCCAUAGUGGGCUGAUAGCAGACCCAUUGCCAGGAAGGUUGCGGCCAAACACUAGUUGUCCUGUGCCAAUUAAAGUAUGCCCUCGUUCUCCCCCUUUGGAAACUAGAACAAGGACAUCCAGCUCAUGCUCCUCCUACUCAUAUGCAGAAGAUGGCAGUGGGGGAUCCCCUUGUAGCCUUCCUCUUCUUGAAUUUUCAUCAUCUCCCUGUUCACAAGGCCCACGGUUCCCAUCCACUGAUCAUCAAGAAGCUUGUUCAAUGGCUGACUCAAUCUUUAAUCAAGUACGGCCACAGAUAAAAUGUGAGCAGUCUUAUGGAACAAACUCAAGUGACGAAUCUGGAUCAUUUUCAGAAGCUGACAGUGAGUCAUGUCCGGUGCAAGACAGAGGGCACGAGGUUAAGCUGCCCUUUCCAGUUGAUCAAAUCACAGAUCUUCCACGUAAUGAUUUCCAGAUGAUGAUAAAAAUGCACAAGCUGACCUCAGAACAGUUGGAAUUCAUUCAUGACAUUCGACGGCGGAGCAAAAACAGAAUAGCUGCACAGCGAUGUCGCAAGAGAAAACUCGACUGUAUACAGAAUUUAGAAUGUGAAAUACAUAAGCUGGUAUGUGAAAAAGAAAAGUUAUUAACAGAAAGGAACCAGCUAAAGGCCUGCAUGGGAGAGCUACUCGACAACUUCUCUUGCCUAUCCCAAGAAGUGUGUAGAGAUAUUCAGAGUCCUGAGCAGAUUCAAGCCCUACACAGGUACUGUCCUGUUUAGCCUUUGGAUCUACCCACAGCAGCUGCAUUCAACCCUUUACCAGCAGGAAUAGAGCAAAAACUUACCACGUCCCAGGAUGUGGGAGAAAACAUGCAGUGCUGCAAUGAGCAAGGUCAAGUCCAGCUUGGAAGUCACUCAGUUUCAAACAAUAUACCAGAGAAUUGUAUAGCAAGAAGGUGUGGAGGGUCUGAUCAUGGUACUUACUCAGAGAGAGAGACUUGUUUGGAACCAAACAGCCAAACAGUGACAGUGGACUUCUGUCAAGAGAUGACCGAGAAAUGUACAACGGAUGAACAACCAAGGAAAGAUUUCUCCUAGUGAUGUUACAGCCGCAUGGUCAAACAGAAGUCACCUGUCAGCCUUGGGCUGCCACUGCCUCCAGAAAACAUUAUUGGUGCACACUAUACAGCAGUCUUAGCAGCAAUAAUGUUUUAUAAGUAUUUUCCUCCUCUCUGAAAGUUGGAGAUCCAGUCACGAUGGUGCUAUACCUUGCUCAGGCAAGGAACUAGACAGUGGCUACACUGUCCUCCUUGUGUUCUAUAAUAUUUGUUAAGGUAUUCUAAUUUCAGAUCUUAACAGGGAUGGAUUAAUACUCAUGAUGAGACCCAACUGCAGCUUAUAUUCUCAGUGACCCGUGUCACAAACCCUAUCUCAGGAAUUUCCUCAGAAUGUUCAUUUGUUUUCAUUAAAGACCGCUAAUCAAGAUUUUAUAGGUGAACUGUAUAUAGGUUCUAUAUCCAUAUGCAAAAAGUCCAUGCAUCCCUCGAUCUUCACAACAUAAAACUGGAAGUCAACGCUUCUUUUCUGUUCACACAAUAUCCAACAUUCCUUUUAAUCUCAUUGAUGCCACAGACUGCUUCACAUUUUUUUUCAGUCUGACACUAUCUUUCAGUUUUUAGUUAUUUAUAAACCGCUUAUUGUAAUUUUUUUAUUACUUAUGAGCUUUUAGCGCCACACUGCGCCAGUCUUCAUUUCAAUCAAGUCAUAUUUUUGUCGGUUUUUUCUUACACAGACUUUCUCUUAGCCACAUGCACUGAGUUUCGCUGUCGUGUGUCAAUUUACCAUGACUACAUAUGCAUUAUUUGUUUGUAUAACAAAGAAAACAAAAAAGAAAGAAAAUACUCAGGAUAUUAGGGUGUAGGAAUAUUUUCUUGCCAAAUAUUACAUUUACCAUAUAGUGUAAAAUUUCAACACACAUUUUCCCCAGUUCCAGCUACUGUACUUAAAAACUGUUCUUAAGAUUGAACUUUGCUUGAUGCCGUCUCUGGACUUUUGUAGGUGUUUUUCUUUUCUGAGAAACAUGUUUUAAAUCAGAAUCUGUAAAUAUGCUGACAAAGGGAGUUGCUGCAGUCCAUCAAACCAAUGAAAAUCACAUACCUCAUAGUAACAGUGCAGGAAUUCCAUCGUACAUUUUUACAAAAUAGUUUCUAUUCGGUUUUUAGAAAGAAACUUAUCCUGGCUUCCCUGGGUGUUUUCCUUAGUGACACGGCCACAAACAAUUCCUAUAAUGUAUCUGAUAAGGAUAUGCUGUAUUGCUGGGUAUUGGAAGACAAAAACGUUAGAAUUAACUGUUGUUCGUUUGAAUUGUUGCUAUGCAAGGCAGCUCAGAUGUUUAAUGAAGUAGGUUUUGACCAUGUAGUGCACAUUUGUGCUGCAGCAGUCUCUCAGUUGAGUAAGCUCGGUAACUUAUAUUGGUUGCCCCAUUCCCUCUGCUUUGCCUGUAACAUAAAUGAAAAUGAAAUUGCUUUUCAGUUUUUUUCCAUACACAGUUGUACUUUCUAUCUUGAGUAAAUAGUGACUUUUUGCUCAAGAUUCUCCCUAUAUACAGUCUAGUGUCAUAGAAUGUCUUUCUCCAUCCACCUGUAACCCCAUUCCAGAAUGAUCAGUAUCAAGGCAGUCAGAAUUGGUUAAUGA